This is a messenger RNA of Pocillopora meandrina, 17613 nucleotides long. The record is from the annotation of a GenBank genome assembly. NCBI's taxonomy places the organism in Eukaryota, Metazoa, Cnidaria, Anthozoa, Scleractinia, Pocilloporidae.
CAGCCGUUUUGUUAUUGGAUUUUUUUUGUUUAGAUUCGUAGUAAUAGUAUGGAUUUACUCGAGGCAGUCUCCGAUAAAUGCUGGCGUAGCCUACGAAAACACCCUCGCUCCCAGCGUAUCCCUUACCCUACCCCUGAGAGCACCGUCAAGAGCUCAUGGCAAAGAGGCCGUCACAAUACAGCACCAGCCAAGAUGGCGGUGGCUGAGGAUAUACUGAAAGACCCCUACUUUGCAGAUCUCGACAUUGAUUUGAGCCAAUUUUCUGAAGAGGAGAAAACGGUGAUACUUGGCGUCAUGCAAAAAGCCAAGGUAAGGAUUUGAAAUAUAUGGAAAUCUCGGAUUGUGUUAACUUUUGCGACUGUCAAUACAACAGAAUUAUCGUUCCAUGUGUUUUGUCCGCUUCGAUCAAUUGUGACUCAAAUGGAAUUAAGGGAAGAUUGGUUAAAUUAUUUCAUGACAAAGACCAUUUAUAUUUUAAUAAACCCAGUUUUCUGGAUUUAUCCAUUUUAGGUUCUUGAUCAGCAGCAAAUUGAAGAUAAAUUCAGGUAAGGCUUCACAAUUUUCAGCUUAGAUUCAACAUGCCAGCUUUUAUGGAUGCAUUAAGCUUCAUUUGUUAGCACCUUAUUUUGGCAAAGAGUUAUGCUAAAGUAUGCGUGCUUAAAUUUAAAUGAGCUGAGCUUGGAAAAGAAUCUCCGAACACACGGAUUUUAGAUUUUUAUGAACAGGUGGAGGCGUGUACAGUUGAAAAUCCUCUGUACAACCUUUAGACUCGUAGGGAGGUGUAGGGGAAGGUUUCCGGCAGCUGUGAACACAUGCGCUUACAGCUUUGUCUCUGUGCUCGUUUAAACUUUUGCUAUUCAAAACUUCUGUGUGCAUUUUGUAGAUGUAGAUUUUAUUGCAAUCCAAGAGUAUCUAAGGUAGAAGUUGACCUACUUGAUUAACUCUUUAGCAUCUAGGAGAGACCAGGAAAGAAUUUCUCCAUUCAAUCUCAAUACAAUAUUAAGCCGACAAGUGAUGACAAUAAAAAAAAAUAUCAAUUAGAGGAGUACUAGUUGAUCCAAAACUAAAUUCUCCAAACUAGCAUCUUAAGAAUUGUAUAUAUCUUGGGAGUCAAGAAAUUAAAAUCAUGAUUAAUUAUGCGAAAGACAGUAAGGAUAGUUAACAUUGAGAAUUUUGGGAUAUAAUAGAAAAUAUGAUUAUGGUUUGCUAACUUUGCCAGGAAACCAACAGAGGGACAACUUAGCAAAUGGACAAAUCUAAUGAAGGGCUGGCAGUUUAGAUGGUUCACUCUUGAUCCUGGUUCUGGGUUAUUGGAAUAUUAUGUGGUAAGAAUCAGUGCUCCAAGCUGUGACCUUUUUGGUUGCCAUGGUGACUAGGAAAAUGGAGGCUAAAUUUAAAAUACAAGUUGCCAAUUUGGUAGCCUGUGCUUGAUAGCCAUGUAGCAAGUUGUAAAAAAAGGAAAAAAAAACAAAUGACCAUAACUGGAUUUUUAUGUCAUUCAAUAACUAAAAGUGAAAAAGCAUGAAGCCCUUUCUAAUGAUAUUUCACUAUUCUCUUGCUUAUUUGCAUUUUAAUGAAAACUGUGACUGUGCAUGAUAAUUAGAGUAAUGAUGGGGGAAAAAGGGUAGAAAUUUGUGUAGCUUGGUAACACCAUCUCCCUUUCUAUCCAGGUAGAUAGAUAUGCCUUCAAUAUUCAAGCAGAUUUUAGCAUAACAUUAUAUGAUGUUUGUUUUUUUUUUACAGUUCAAUAGGGAGAAUUUAAUACUCAACAACUGAUUGGAGCACUUAGAAUUAUCUACCUCUGUUGCUGACUUAAAACAAGGCCUCUUUCACAAUGAUACUCAUCUUCUAAUUAUGCUUAAUCUGAAAAAUCCAGAAUUUUUCAUUUCUUUUUCUACUAGAAUUACUAACUGUAACCUUACUGAUGUUGUAUGGAGGUAGAAAUAGUGAAACUAGAAUCAGUGAUAUAUUUUGGUUUACUAUUUUGUAAAUAUCAGGAUAAAGAGAGGAAGAAGCUUGGACCAAGAGGAUCAGUUUAUCUUGGGGUAAGAUUCCUUUAUUGAACAUGGAGUACAAGUUUCACAAAUUAGUUGUUUCAUGAUUGCAGUUUUCACAAUUAUCAUUAUAGUUUACAUUUCACUUCUUGAUUUCACUGUUACUAGGUAGUUUAAAAUGCAACUUCCUUAUUAUGUGGCAGAUAUUCUAUCAAGGUUUCCUGUGUCUUGGAUUGAAUUUUUUCAUUUACUGUUUGUUUGUAUAUUUUUUGGUUUCUUUGAUUGUAAUAGGGAAGUGUGAUAGCUCCCAGUGAUGAGGAUUCAUUCACAUUCAGUGUUAGUGCAGCUAAUGGUGAUAUUUUUAAACUGCGAGGUAACUGUUUGUCACAUUAUUUUAAGCAUAAUCUUGUAAGUUUUUUGUAAUGCUAUCAAGAUGGAAAACAAUGGCGGACAUUAUUAUUUAGAAUACUAAUUAGUAAUACGAUGUUCAAUUAUAAUAAUUUCAUAUCUAAAUCAUUGAUUAACCUUUAACCCCCAAGAGUGAGUAACACCUAAUUUCUCCUUACAAUAUCACCCCUGAGUCAAACAUUAAGGUCUCAAGAAUUAAAGAAAUGAUCACAACUGAAGGAGCUCUUGAUUGUUAAACAAACUCUCCUUUUCAGCACCUUAGGAAAUAUGUAGGGAUCAGUAUGGAGAAUUUGCAUAAUGAUGAUAAGUUGCAAGGGGUUAAACUACCAUUUGCUAUCAAUAGCUCCAUUCUUUCUUUCAACUUAUGUUUGCUUACAGAAAAAAAAACACUGUCAAGUUCUUAUUUGAUAUGUGUGCAGUUGGUCAAAACCUUUUUGAAAUAGGAAUCAUUAUUUAAUGGUUCUUUGUUUAUUUUUUUUACUUCCUAAUGAAUUAUGAUGAAAACCCUUCUCUAAUUCUUAUUGUGUUUCUCCUGAAUUCAGCCAAUGAUGCAAAAGAAAGACAGGACUGGAUUAAUAAAUUGAGAAGUGUGGCAGAGUUUCAUACAUCAAGUAUUGCUCAGGUGCAAUUUUCAUGUUGCAAUUUGAUUUAAGUUUGAUAACUGCUCCACCCCCCUCCUCUAAUUGAUUAUUUUUUUUGUAAAACAUGAAAAUGAAAAAAAAAUUUCUCCCACUUUUCGUUGCACAAACCCUCUCAAUUGUUUCUAUCCAAACAUUUAUUGAUUUACAAUCUGCAAAAGUUGGCCUGCUAGUUUGGCCAAUCUCAAAUCCAUUUUUCGAGGUUGAUUCUAAGAGACAAAUUAAUGAAUAGAUUUGUUGAAUAGCUCUUAAAAACUUGGCACCUGUGUGAACUCUGCUAAAUCUAUGUUUCUUACCAGGCUGCCCCACCAUUAUACACCACACACAGUUUUUCUGUGUCAGCUGGACAGUCAAGUGGUCCUGUCAAGCCAAACACAACAACAGCAUCCUCAAGUGGCCAUCCUAAUGUUGCAGUGGCAGAUGAGUUGGUGUCAGACUCACCAAAAGUGACACACAAAACCUAUCAUGUACCUGAAAAGAUCAUGGAGGGAAUGUCCCACGUUAGAGAUGACCUGUACAGAAUAGAAGAUCAACAGAUGGUUUUUAUUGAUCAAUUAGAGGUUAAUGCUCUUUGCUAUGUAGUUACUAGUUAUCCUGUUUUAAAUUGAAAUAGUUUAGUUAGAUGAGCAUCACAGAUUGCUUGAAUUUCUCCUUUGAUAGGGUUAAUCAAUUGACAAUAAAAUUUUUCAGGUGUACAUUAUAGCAGCUUGUUGUCAACUUCACUGGAGAACAUAGUAAAACUCGAAACAAUUUUAAGUUAUGAACAGAGUUGAUUCUUAGUUAGUUUGGUUGUCAAGUGCAUUUUGACUGUGCUUUUGUGAGACAAAAUAAAAUUGUAUUGGCUAAUGAGGAUUCAGUAAAAAAUAUUCCAAGGGGCCAAUGAGAACUCUAAGUAUAAACAGAUGUCAAACUUCCUGGAAUGAAAGGGAAUUGGAAAGACUAAGUCACCUUUGGUUUUAGUUAUUUAUCUGAUUGGGUGGCAUGAGUUUUCCUGACCAAUCACAGAAUGAAGAGAAGCAGAACAAAAGUAAACAUAGGUUACCUUUAGUAGCUUCAGAUUUGCAAAUUUCCAUUCUCUCUCUCUCUGCUGAUUCCAUUACCCCUAUGAGUUGGAGGUAUGCUGUAGUAAACAAGGUAUUGAUUUUAGUUGGUUUUAAUAUUUUCUGCAACAAAUAGCAGAUAACUAGUUUGUAACUUUGAGAGUGAACAUCAGGUAUAAAGCAUGAAGGCUUUUGUAAAUUAUGUUCCAUACUAUUAAUAAAUCAUCUGAAUCCUGAUGAAGUGUACAACCUUCUUAUUGCAGUUGGAUCCAACAGGAGAAGAAUCACUUUUUCCUCUGGAUAAUGUAAGUGAUUAAAAUGUAAUGAAAUUACCUCUGGAUAUAAGUUUAUCAGUUCCAAUUCUAUCAGUUGUUACUUUUAGGUGAGAAUCAAUUAUUAAUAUAUUAAUUAUAAGACUUUUUGCACACUGUCUGUGCUUGGCUAGUUGCUAUAACACAGUUCUUUUACUGCAUGGUAUAUUUUGUGAAUUGCUGUCUCAAAUGUCGAAAAAUAAAACUACCAGUUUGUAGUAUUGAUUUGAUUUGUUUUUCAUUUCAGGAUGUACUGAUUUUAAAAGCAACUGCUCAGGUUAUUGUCACUGAUACUUUUUUAAAAUCCCUUUUGCAAAGAAAAGAUGUUGUAGUGCAAAUGAAAAAUUUCAGGUCAUCAUUGUUUCAAACUUGUGUGAUAAUUAUGUAUCUCCCUUAACUCUUUUAACAAAUAAAUACACAAAUCAAACCAUUUUGAUUUUAUUUUAACCUAAGAAAAAAAUUACAACAGACAAAAAACAAAAAAAUUUUGUGAUACCAUUUUUUGGGGCUAGUUUUAGUUAUUAUUUGAGACAAGGAAAGCAACCUUUACCUUCUGAAAAAACUACAAAAUACACACCAUAGUAGUUUAGAGGUAGAGAUGAAUUUGAAAGAGGUUUUAUUAAGUUGAGAGCAGAGGAGAAGAUUGAGGAUAGUGAAGGAUUUCAAAUGCCUCAAUUAAAAAAAUUCUACUAAAUUCACCCUCAUUGCAUUGAGGUCUGAUUGCUUGGUACAUACACCAGCUAUAGUAACUGUAACUGUUUGAAUUCAUGUGCUAGCACAUUGUCAAAGUGCCACAUGAAAACCCAUUUUUACAUUAUUUUUAUUAUUAUUUUUAUUAUUUUUUUGUUUUAGUCUGCUCUCAGCACGCUGCAUCACUGUUUUUCGAUCCUCCAAGGACAGGUAUUCAGUGUAUUUUCCGUGUAACGUCUGCUUCUAAUACUGGUGGAUUAUUUAAGCAGACAGUUGACAAACUUGUUAGUAAUGGUUAGUCAUUUAAUUUGUAAAGGAAGGAAUAGCAGCUAGUUGAGAGAGUUGCUAAGUAAAUCAGAUCUUGGCCGGUAAAAGCCACUGCAUUAGUAAGUGUGUUUUAAAAAAUAGUAAUACUUUGUGUAAAUAGUUCUGAGAAUUGACAUUAACAGUAUUUUGGUUCCAAUUUAAGCCUGAAAUAUAUCUACUUUACAGUUUUAUUGUGACUUAUCCUAAGAGUAGCUUUCGCAGGUGAAAAUCUAAUUACACUUUAUCAAUUAUUUUUAUCUGGAUAAUUCAUUAUUAAAAUUUCACAUGGAACUUGAUAGCCUUUCAAAGCAAAAAGUAGUUUAGGACUAAAAACCACAAUAUCUUUCCAGUUGUGUUUCUCCUUCCAACUAUGAAAACAGAAUUAACAAAAACUACCUUUGCUCUGUUUGAAAUUUUUUUUGAUCCAAAAACACAUUGCUUUGGCUAGUUCAUAAGAAUCUAGUGUUAAAAUCCUCGUGAUGUCUUUUCCAUUUCCUUGUUACUUGUCUGCGAGGCAUUGUUGUUGAAACGAGAAACUAGUGUAUAAUUCUUCAAUGAAAGCAACUCACCACUUAAGUUGAGCUUUAUAGUUCAUUUGUGUUGUUUCCUUUUACAGGCAGCCGAUGUUCAAAGUGAAACUUCAGGUACCUUUCGUUCUUUUAUUUUCGCCGAACAUUUCCACUUUUUUGCUUUUUUUUUUCCUGUCGUAAACAUUUUAAACCGUAAUGUACAUGUUAACUUUGCAACCUGCCUGGCCAGUCUAGUGUCGCCUGCAAGUUCUACUUUUUUUUUUUUUUUUUUUUUUUUCCAAGUACCGGAUUUUCAAGGUAAAAUAUCGUGCAACUGAAAACGACUUAAAGGAAUUCACCGUCGAUAUGUUUCGCUCUUUUCCAAGGGAUGUUGUUGUCUAUCUUCGUAUGUCCCAUUUUUGUUUUUAUCCAUCGAAAGUUGUGUUCCAAUCUCUUAUUUCUCUUUUUCUGUCUCAUUCUCUUUUUUUCAAACUUUGCGUUGUCACAAUGAUCUGUUUCCGUAAAGCACCGUUAAAUAAAGUGAAAUUUAUUUCCCAGUUUUUGUAUAAAUAUAUAACAACCAGGACCUGUUUUCUAGAUCACGUACGGUCUCAAGGGUUUACCCAACGACUUUUACAAAAUUACGCGUUUGACGUCCAUUGUGAUCAAACCCUUGAUUGAAUAAUGGUUGAAUUUUGACUUUGUCGACAGCUCGGCUGUGCCAUUUGCAUCUCUACCUGACAUUAUUUUAUUCCUUUAAUUGUCAUGCCAAAACAGAACUGGUGGUUUCAGUGAGAUACUGACAAAACUGUGAUAGUUUUUAAUUUGGCUUGUAGCUUCUUAAGCAAAAAGUGGUGUCAACAAAAAUGAUUUUUAACUAACGAGCUUUCCGAGAAGAAAUUUGGUAAAUUCGUGUCAAAUGUAGUUUUAAAGUUUCUGUCAGUGCUUUCUCUUACCAAGGUUAAUUUUUGGUUUAACUCACUAUUGGCUCUCUUUUAACAGAAUCACGCCGUGAGUCCAUAAUCAAAUGUUUUUAGUUUGAUGUAUUUAGAUGUACAUACGAUACAUCUAUUAUCACAUGGGCGAACGAACCACUUGACAACUCAUUUGUGUUAUUGACGUAACAAGCACUCUUUAGCAAAUUAAUAAUUCAUUGUAUAUACUGGCUGAAUUAGCUAUAUAAAUGUGUAACCACCACGACACACGCUUCUUUAUUCGGAGUUUUAUUAAACCAGACAUCAUGUCAAAGCGUCUAAUUAACUUCCACCGAUACUUGAGAGUGGCUGGCUUGGCUGUCUCAUAAACGUGGUACGUGCUGUAGUUUCCAUGUAGGCGCCGAGCAAAUUUAUGCUAAAUUUUUAACUCAUUAUGCUUUGCAGGUGAAAGUUUUAUUGUGGGAAGUCUUUAUUUUCUCCAGAAUUGUGGAUAGUGUUUUUUGUUUGUUUCAGUCUUCGUGUGUAAAUUUUGCCAAAAGCGUGGUGGAAUCUGUUUGUUUUUUUUUUGUGGUCAGUAGAACCCACUAAAUGUUACUACUGCGCGAAUUAUUGAGACGCAAAGAGCAGGCUUAUGUAGAAUAUUCUUCACAGGGAGAGUAAUUAUUUUGCUAUUGAAUGUUUGCUAUUGAAGGUUUCAAUAACAAUUUUGCAGCAAACUUAGGUUUAGCUCAACGUGGAGUAAUUUGAACUGAGAUGGAACCUUGCGAAAGAUUAUAGUACUGCGCCAUGAGAGCAGGUUGAAAUUAAAUAUAAUGCAAUGGAGUGUUGUUUUUUGCUUGUUUGCGGCUGUUUCCUCGAUUUACAUAACUUUCUGCUGAAUACAAAGCAAAAAAUUACUUAGUAGUGUUAAUUAGUAAAAUUGUUUGGCUAUUUUUCUUUCAGCAGAAGCGUUGCAGCAGGACGAAAAUACUUCCGAGUAAGUAUAGCUUUCUGUUCGGAUUUUGAGUCGAGUUUUCAUCCCUAGUGUUAAAAAAAAUAUUCAUUAAUUCCUCCUCAAUUUUCGCUGUCCAAGCGCUGUGAAAACGAACUUGUUGCAUCCCUCAAAUAUUUAUUUUCAUAAGAAAUAGAUCAGCUAAACAAAUUUCUCGCCAGUGAUAUUCUUGCGUUUUAACUUUUCACUUAAAAUAAUUAGGCAGCAAAUGCUUCGCUGUGUUUACGAUAUUCUAUUGUCAACAUGCUUUUCAUUUAACAGACGUUGUACUUAUCAAACCCAGGCCUGGUCACAAUUUACAUUUAGCAGAUCCCGCAUUUAUCAGAUACUAUCUUUAUCAACCAUCGUUACAUUUGUUCUGUCAUUACUCUGUUACAUUUUUUUAAUUAACGUCUUAUUAAUCGGGGUUUCCUUGAAUAUCCUAUAUUUCUUGACGCAACCGCGGUUUGUUUCGUCAGGUUUGCGGGAAAAAAGCGGAAGUGAUGGAUCGAGCUUGAAACCUGCUUUCUAAAGAAGUGUUAUUUUUAUGUCUUGACGAAUGACACUCGCGCAACCUGCUACUCUGAGAAUGAAAGCACUUGUUUUGAAACAUCAAGUCUAAGUACAAAGCAUUUUUUCUGUGGCAAUUUUCCAAACUAUUCGCUUCAACUUUGCAGGCAAAUUUCGUCGUCUUCCAUAUAAUUAUUUAACCGCAUGGUCAAAAUGUCUAUCCAUUGAGCCAAAUGAGUUUUUUACUUCAAAUUUAAGAGUGACCUGUCGAAAACAGCUAUUUUAAUCAUUGGCUUGUAUUAAAUUUUCUCGAAAAAUAAUGACUUAAGACCAACUAUUGUUUGGAGGCGUUGAUGUUUUGACAGAUCUGACUAUCUUGUUCAACGAAAGUCAAAUUUGAGAAAAUUAUUGCUGAAAGUCCUCAAGUAUGCUACAACAAGGGAACAUGAGAUUAGCUUAUUUUCUCUAGGCCAAAAGAAAGUACACGGUGUGUUUUCAUGAAGGCAGCUUUGAAGCUCACUUUAUUUCGAUGGAGAGAGCACUUGUUUCUGCAGCUCAAGACUGACUGGUACAAUUAACAGUAUAUAACCACCUAAGCCUCCAUUCUCAGAUACCAAGUUCUUUCAGACGAGUCCUGCUUGGUAAGGAUUGAGUUAAUUCAAACCCAGUCAAUAAAUUUUUCUUAAUCAACUUCAAGUUUAAUUAAUCGACGUGAUUAACAAUACAACAUUUAAAGCGUGUGAUUCCGUGUGCUUUGGGUUUUCAUAUGCAGGUGUAUAGGUAUUAGUCAUCAUAAAACAAUUAUAAAUGAAAACGUGUUAUCUUAAAACCGUGCAGUAAAACCUUCAUAAAGUUAAGAAAUGAUAAAAUUGACUUUUUUACCCCUUUUUCAGUUAAAACAAGCACUUUUUACGUAGCAAGGAAUCAAACAUACGUUUUCUGAAUUAGUGAUUCCGUUCUUUUUGUCCUUUUUAAAAUUCUCCAAAUCUCCUUCAUCAUAGUAACUUUAAACAAUAUAUUUUGUCGUGUUCAUUAAAAAAAUAAAAUUAUAUAAACGUAUAAAAUAUGGAAGAAACAGUAUUCGAAUUUUAUACGUGCUCAUGUAAAUAUUAUUUAGACUUAAACACAUGCUUUACUUGAGCUAAAUGAUUUAACUCAGGUUUCAACGAACUCAGGGUCAGAUCAGCGACAACGCUAUGAGUCGACGACGUCAUUUGAGGUAAUGAAUAAAAAUGCGCAUGUCAUUUAAACAUAGGUGUAACCUCUUACUUGUUUGCGACUUUCUUCGUCAUUUUUUUCCGAGGGAGCAAUCGACGUUUCGUUAAUCUUCGCAAAGCUUAUCCGAAUAUUUUGCGAAUGAAAAGGUCCUUUGAAAUUGAUGCACCUCUACACUACCCGCUGCUUUUAGAGGAGACCAUUUUUUUCCCGGAACCGCGUUGUCAACCUCUCUAAGCAGAAGUACACGAAGUGCGCUGUAUUUGGACGAAACUCUCGUAGAUUUUCCUUCUUUUACCAAGAUAAUGUAUAAUCAUGUUUGAAAGCGUAAAGAUGUGGCUUGUAAAAAGACGUGGUUUUUUUAAAUUGACCAUGACUAAUUUUAUACAUACACUGAACAACUUCCCUCGGCAAUGUCUCAUUUGAGCAUAUUCGUUCAUCUCCGACCGAUUGAGCGAUAUUGAGCCCGCAAUUUUCUUUUACGAUUGUGUUGCCAAGCAACGCUUCCCAUCUGUGAAGCCCGUCGACCACGUAUUCAGUGUUAUAGAGUUCUAAGAUCGGUCAUGAUAUCCAGAAGUGAAAACUGGGGCGAAACGAAACGAAAACAUUGCGGACGAUUGAGGAAAACGAUGAUUGUUCCCUCGGAAACUGUAACUUAUGAUAAAGCUGAUGAAAUCAGUUAAGGAAUUAUUGUUAUUGUAACCUCAAAAACCCAGAUUUUUUCAUCAAUAAAGCCAGUUAUACUCAGCAAUUUUGUAAGAUCUGAACAAGGGAAAGAAACCAAGGUUUGCAGUGUUGUUUUGUGCUACCGAGAAUUUUGAAUUGUGACUGCUUGACAACUAAUACUUUAAAGUUUUAAAUCAAAGCUUUCUGGCUUAGUGCGAUUAACAUAUUUGUUCUCAAAGACGGGUAAAAACUCUCUCAGCCCUAAAUGUAACAGUUUUGCUGGGAAGAUUUGACGACAGAGUGUUUUGAAAUUGCGAAAAAAUGAUUGCCAGCAGUAUUCCUCGGCAAACCAAUGAAAAUGUAACAAGAUCACAGUAGCAAUAAAUUUUUUAUGUACUCUUGGUAUUGACGUAACAGUCUCUGUUUUGAGAGAUGUAAUCACAGACAUUUUCUUCUGUUGAAGUGACCUGCGUCCAAUUAUCUCCUGUGAUUUGAGAGAUCUAAUAUAUCGUUAUUGAAUGAAUAUGAAUGCCAUUCCGCUCCAAGAUAAUGAAAUCCGAGUCCAAAAGUUCUGUUUUCAUUAAUGAUUAAGCAAACGAUAAGAAGGCGGAAAAUACAGUUUUUUCUAUGUUCGCGUUGUAGAAGAACAACAAUUUGAUAUGAAUAAAUAAUAACCAAACUUCAACAUUCGACAAUACGCGAUGAAUUCUUCAAAUCCGGCUCUAGAAAAAUCGACAGACACAAAGAACGUCUACCAGGGGAAUAUUUCUCGACUGAUUUCGACAAAGCAGUGUUUGUAAGUAAUUUUCGUGUGGGAGAUUAGGCACUAGAUAAAUUCUAUAUCAAAUGGCUUCGUUUAGCUCUGAUUUAAGGAGAGAAGUGUUGCCUUUGCUAUGGCCUAUGUUACACCACAACAGGUCGGGAUUAAACAUUGUUUUCAUUAGAUUAGUGUCAUAUAUAUUUUUCACGUCGCUUUUUUUAAAUUAAAGCUUCAAGACUCAUGGGGAUAAAACCGGCGGAGAGAGUAGGUCGUUUGGCUUCCACAGAAAUGUUGGGACUCCAAAAUCGCAAAGAAAGGACGGCAAAACAUCUGAUAUUACCACGGAUAGCUCAGGUGUAACGUGUUGCGAGAAAGCCAGGGCCGAGAUGAAAUACAUUGACGGUGAGUAAAAAUUUUUCUGAAUUUUAAAUGUGACCCGAAAACUUUACGUAUUCUGUCUCAAUUUUUUUUUUCAAACUUAGAAUUUAAAACAGAAACACCUGUCGGUUUACGUCGUAAAUGUUGAAUUUCAAAAAUUUAGGGCUAUGUUUCGCGCAAUUUAAUUAUAAGCGAGUACUAUCUUGUCCUGAAUUCUGGAACCUUCUCUUUUCUGACGAUCCUCGACACCCAUGCUGUUUCAAUUUACUUUCUCUCUUUUGAUGACUGCAAGAACCAUGCUGUUCCAAUUUACAAAAUAUAGUUAACAAUUCUUAUGAAACCUAUUUUUUCGGCUUGAAGUCUGUGGAACACUCUGUGUAGAUGAGGGUUGUUGGAAGCUUUUCCAUUGUGAAUGAAAGUAAAUGAAUGAUUUUGUCGUAAGCUCGUUACAAAAUUUAGACACCCUUCCAUAUGCGACCAAAGAGUUCAAAAGUUAUCAUCUUUCCGCACAGGGUGAUUCACUGAUUUCUGUCACAAGUGAGCCUUAUUAUGGGCUAGCUCACCAUAGGGCUUUUAUGUAGCUCAAUGGAAGAAUAUCGCAUUACCGCGAAAUCGGAUGUCUUGGGUUCAAUUCCUUUAAGGGGGACUUUUUUUUUCGUUCCACGCUCGUGUCUAAACGAAUCAUUACUUUCUUUAUUUGACCACUAAACUUGUUUUGUUUCCUGAAAUAAAUAUAAUGCAUUCGGCAUUUUUGCUGUAAGGAUUUGAGAACAGCAUUGUAGACCAGACCGAGCUUAGUGUACCACGAUUGCCGCGAAAUCAUUGCAUUUGAUUACUUUGACGAGCAGUCAUAAAAAUAAUGAGAUAACCAUGUGUAAGUUUUUCUUAUUCCAUUGCCAGUUUGCCCAGACCAUUUUUUCCCUGCGUGCUGACCAUUCGGUCACCGCGACCAAGAUGACUAACAUCCAAAAUCACGCAUUAAGGUCACGAGAAUUAAUGAAAUGAUCAUUAACCUAAGAAACCUUUCAGAUUGUUAUAUACAUUCUCCCCGUCAGUACCUUUGAGAAUGUUAAGAGAACAUUAUGGAGAAUAUGCAUACUGAUGGAGGGUGUAAAGACUUACUUAUUAUUUUUGGCGUUGUAGCUCGUAGAGAGGAAGAGGAAACUGACGACGAGGCCUAUUGUACUGGAGAAGAACCUGAAAACCAGUCGGUUGAGGAACAUAAAAGUGUUAUACUACAUCUUGUCUCUCAGCUCAAGCUAGGAAUGGACUUGACUAAGGUACCUUGUGGAGUUCUCGAGAUGUGCACAGGACUGAAAUCAGUGGAGACAUCGAAUUCGAGUACUCGGUAACGAGUACAAGAUUUGAACUCAAGUUUUCAGCAUAUAGUUAUUGUUAUUGUUUACGAAAGUAAUUAAGCCCUUUCUUGAUUGAAGAAAUGUAAAACUUUUAACGUCAAUAGUUUUGGAAAACGUUAAAUUUAUAGCAAAAAUAAGAAAAUGUUUACACCCAGCCCCAUCGUGUUCCAUUGUUUCUAAAAUUUGCAUUGAAUGGACCCUGUUUUAACAGUGGUCAUUUCUACUGUGUUUUUUUUAAGGUUGUUUUACCAACAUUUAUUCUUGAGCCGCGUUCCUUGUUGGAAAUGUAUGCAGACUUCUUUGCCCAUCCUGAUUUGUUUAUUAAGUAAGUAUCAUUACUUUAAGUGCAUGGACACCACGUGCAUGGUCUGAGGUUGUCAUGUGCAAGUCACAUGCAUAAGUUUAUGUCCAUUAUUUUUUCAGUAAAUUGAAAUUUCGUGCCUUUUGUUGACUGUAACCCUAACUCGAAUAUUUUCAAUUUCAUAUCGUCUUUUUUUUAGAAUUCCUGACGGUCUCACGGCAGAAGAUAGGAUUUUAUCUGUUUUAGAAUUCUACUUAACUUCCUUCCAUGCGGGAAGAAAGGUGAGACAUUCAACAAGUUAUCGUAUAUUUCUUAGUCCGUUCCUUCGUUUGUCUUCGUUUUUGUAGUCAUUAUUGUAAUUCGUUAAAAUAUCUCUACAUUUCUUUUUCUACGUUUAGGGUUCUCUAGCCAAGAAACCCUACAAUCCCAUAUUAGGAGAGACAUUUCACUGUUCUUGGAAAGUGCCAAGUUUGUCUAGCGGGAAACAAGCUUCCACAAACAGUCAUAUUGAUCACUCUUCAACGGCCUCUGAUGAAGGAAAAGUUUCGUUUGUUGCAGAACAGCUUUCCCAUCAUCCUCCGAGUGAGUAAUUUAAACAGGUUCAGCAAUAGUGAAAAUAUCAUUGUGCUUAUAAACGUCGCAGAAGAGCUGUAGCGUUAUUUGAAUUCUUCUAGGAGUACAGAACAAAAUAUCGGUGCACCAUCUCGAUUCCGUCACCUCAUAAGAUCGACACCGUAAGAAUUUUAAUUCAUUGUGGUCUGUUGUCACUCUAACAGUUUCCGGGUUUUACGCUGAAUGUCCAAGCAAGAAGCUGUGUUUUAAUGCUCAUAUUUGGACGAAGUCGAAGUUUUAUGGAAUGUCUAUAGGUGUAGUGAAUCAAGGAGUAGGUAAGGAUUGAUCGAUAUUUGUCUUCUCCUUACAGUAUCGGUACGGUGCUAAGCUCUAAAGGAAAGAGAAUGAAGUUGUCCUGAUAUUUGUCAGUUUUCAUGUGAAUUUAUGCUUCUCCCUCCAUUUUAGCUAUGUACUGUGACAAAAAAUCGUUUUAGUUUUCCAUCGCCGUAGAAUGUUUGCUCUUUCCACUCCUUUUGGCAUUGUUAAACUAUUCCAUAAUUUCAGUGAUUUAGGAAUGGUAAUCAAGAAUAUCGUACACUCAAGUUUUUUUUGAAGUUCCUACCUCGUUUGUUUCAAAUGUACAAAUACAUGGGACAACAUUGUCUACUUUUUUUUAAAUACUCUUUCUCCGAUAUCUGUUCGAACUCAGGCUCUAGUCGUUUUGGGAAUCUGACUCCAAAAAUUCCAUUUUAAACAAUAUUUCAGUGUGACACUUUACUCGUCAACUCACGUUGUACGUUUGUCGCCUCUCUUCAGGUGUAAUUACCUUGUUAGAGCACAACGAAGAUUAUGUUAUAACGUUUCCUAGCACGUAUUGCAGGUGAGAGUUGUACUUUGGAUGGCUAUGUUUUCAAUCGAGUGUAGGUGAAAUUCAGGCAGUUACAAAGGGUACUAAACAAUAACAGUCAUUCUGAUUUUGUUCUUAAUAAAGUGAUAUUCAAAAAAAUUAAACGUCAAUGAAUUUGAACAGGAGCUCAAAGAUUUUGAGGGAAAAGUCACUAUUUACUAAAGUCAUCUUUGAAUGGCGGUUUUGCGUAAGGUUUUAGACCAACCAUAGUCAGGGGAACUCCAACUGUGAUAACUAGGAUAUUUCGGGAUACUUCUGGCACAAUCUAAAACCUCUCUUUUAAAAGCUUAUUGUCACUUCACUAAAUCGUUACCUGGGUGUAUUUUGAUCAACGAUUUUAAUUCUAUUACCUAAUUUAAACUGAUCACUUAUAUCAACAAUAUUUGAGAGAACUGAUGAAUUGUUCAAAGCCCUUUCUUCGACAAUUAUUGAAAGCGUAAACCAUCCUUUUGUUGAAAUGUCUGGAGCUUUUACUUAUCUUCUGCAAUCAGUUUAAAAAUGAUAUUUCAGGAAUCCUGAAUCUCCUGCACCCCAUAAACGCCCAGGCACGUGCUUAAAAAUUUCAACCCAAUUUCAGGUCAAUUUUAACCUUUCCCUGGGUGGAGUUAGGUGGAAAAGUGAACAUCACGUGCGCCAAGACCGGUUACAACGCGUCUGUGACGUUUCACACCAAGCCUUUUUAUGGCGGGAAACUUCAUCGAGUCACUGGCGAAGUGAAAAACACGUCAUCUGGAAAAGUUAUCUGUAAAGUGAAUGGCGAGUGGAAUGGCCAGAUAGAAAUGACCUUCACCAGUCAUCAGGUUUGUGUGAUUAAGCCCCCAAGGGAGUUUGGGUAUUCGGGUUUCACGGAUCUUUUUUAGUAAGGUAUACGGUAUUUUAUGUCAAUACGGGAGUACCUUUCUCGUUUUGCAAGUAACUUUUUUAUACAACUUUGAAUCUUGGGAGAAAAAUUGGAUUUAUCAGUAUCCCAUUGGCUCUGGAUAAAAUUGUUUGGUUUUUUGUCCACACAGGAAGAACCAAAGAUUAUCGACACAGAGGCACUUCAGGUUUAUCGAAAGCGUAUCUGUCCUCAGUCAAAACAAGAGGAGUUUGAGUCUCGCCGGUUAUGGCACAGAGUCACGCAUGCGCUGAAGACUGAUGACAUCGAUUCGGCAACGUCAGCGAAACACGAGGUAAGCAUAAAAUCAUUGUCUGCGAAAUGAGGAACUCAGCAUGCAGAAAUCUUAGGAUAACAGAUUUUCGUAAGCUGUUAAAACGCUCACUACUUACGAAAAUCUGCUGCUAAUGCUCUUUAGAAUAGAGGGUGACAUCAACUAAAGGCCCGUGAUUUACCAAAUGGAAUGAUGUGAAACUAUUUAUUGCCCACGUUUUUUUUUUCUUAUAAAUGAUGAGUACUUCUAUAUUUUUGGGAAGUACACUCUACCACCGUGUCGUAAAACGUUUAUUAAUCUUAAAGCAGGCACCAGAUGACUUUGUACAAUUUUGCUUUUAGCUUGAAGAAAGACAAAGAAAGGAGGCACGAGAAAGGAAAGAGACUGGUGUCGAGUGGAAAACAAAAGUAAGUCGUCGCCCCUAAAAGUAUGAGGUACUGAGGUGUGGUUACUGUUUAUAAAAUUUGGUUUAAAUUAGAAAAAAAAAAAUGAUAGAAACACCUCUCGUUUGAGGUAAACAUGCUUUACUCCAGACAAACAAUCGUCUGAAAAUAGGCCCAUUUUUACACCGGCAUUUCUCAGAUGAUAUAAGUUGCACUGACUUGAAAUCUCUAGUACUUAUAUGAUGAUGUGUUUUCUUAAGAAAGUGAAUGGUAAUUCUUGGUGCCAUUAUCGAGAAAGGUGUUUUUGUCGAGGAUAGGGAAUUUCUACCCUACGGCGUAACUAGACUGAUACACUCAUAUAGUGAAUUUCGUCAGAUUUACGUGGAAAGUUUCUAGUCAUUCUGUCAAUUCCUAAAUCGUGUCCACUGUGUCAGUUAAUCUCUUGUAAGGAGUUGGGAUAACUACUUCAAAAAAGAUAAUUCGAGUUAAAAUUGACUUCCAGUUUUGAUAGGAGCGAGAGCCUGAGCCAGAUUUUGUGUGUUUCUUCUGUUUCAGUUAUUUCAUCGCCAUGGUGAUGGUUGGAUGUAUAACCAUCACAUGAAAACUUUACUCAAAUCCAGUUCAGAAGAGGCGUCUUCGACUUCAACUCAACCAACAGAGCAAUGAGAAAUACAUUGCAAAGUCAAUGGAAAAAGUGACCAGCAACUACCGCAUCAGUUUUAGGAUAGCAUCCUUCUUAGCGAGGAAAACAAGGAAGUUACCACUCCCUUCAUCUGUGGAAUAUGAUUUAUUUCCCGCCUAUUACUGAUUAGUUGAUUUUAUCCAGCGGAUGACAUAUCUGAAAGAAUAACGAGUUCAUGUCUUCUGGAAGAGUUGGAAACCAUUCUGUUCCUACUGGGAAGUGGAGGAUGCCUUUAGACAGUAAUAAAAAAGUGACAAACGUGAUAGAGAUAGAUAUGUUUGUACAUCACGCGACUAUUUACUUUUAUUUAAUUGAAAAAAAUAACUUAUUAGGUGAAUUUUUUCAUGAUCGUGAUAACGAGUUCUGGGACGUUUGCGAUUGAGUGGUUGGGCAACCGAUCAGAAAAGCGUGCUUGAAAUGUAUUCCUAGAGGCUGCCUGGAGUAAUAUCAUCUGUCUCACACUGCAGUCUUACGAUCGACUGGGUGCGUGUCACCUUUUAAUUUGGUGGUAUUCAACACCUGUAAUUGGCGCAUGUGAUUCCUUUGCGAUCACAUCGCGUCCAAUCCUCGGUCUCGAUCCACAUCGGAAGUGACCAAAUCGUUAGACAAGUGAUAACGAUUCAUUAAGAGAGUAAUAACUGUUAUCUUUUGUACGAUACUUAUCUUUUGUUUAUGACGAUUUCGACAAUAUCUUUGUAAAAGUAACCCCCCUCCCCAUGGGUUAUUACGAUCAUUAAAAUGAGCGAGCCUAACUGAACGUAAACAAGUAUAUUUUUCAAACGCAGAAUCGAGUCCUAUCAGAAUUUGUCACUAGGUAGGAGAACAGAUAGAAUGAAACCUAAUGGUUUGACGAAAUUCUGCUGAAGUAAGUGGAAUUUUUAUAGUUAAUGCAUGAAAUGGAGUAUAGUCCAUUAAAAAUAGCGGAAUAUUAAAAUUGUCAGUUUUAGUG